Messenger RNA from Kockovaella imperatae, 1116 nucleotides. RefSeq names its product putative mitochondrion protein. The record is from RefSeq and is a predicted model, not a curated record. Bases 107 to 817 code for a protein of 236 amino acids. NCBI's taxonomy places the organism in Eukaryota, Fungi, Basidiomycota, Tremellomycetes, Tremellales, Cuniculitremaceae. The transcript is spliced from 6 exons. Gene Ontology annotation, cellular component: mitochondrion.
CUUGGCUUAUUUUCUGUCAUCAUUUAAUCCCAAGUCCCGCGCGGCGGCAACGGCUGGGAUUGCGUUUCAACAGCAUGACGAUUGACGACCGACAUUAUCGUUCAUCAUGAGAAUUCAAUCGCUACUGUCUCAGCCAUGCACGAGUCAUACCGGAGCGUUGUAUGCCCGCAUCCUUGCUCACCCGUCCGCAAGCCGAGUAUAUCGACCAGCGCGUAUCCCAAAAUCUGGACCGUCCGGGGAUUUCGUCAGGACCUUCGCGACAUCUUCUCCGCGGUCUGCGAAUCACUUUGACACCCAUCUUUUUGUGCAAAGACUGAAAGAGAAUGGGUUGACGGAAUCUCAAGCCGAGGGAUUGAUGAAAGCACUGGCCGCUGUCAUAGAUGAUAGCGUCACGGCAAUGGAGGGUGGGCUGGUUAGUAAGGCCGAUCAAGAAAAGCAACGUUACGCUCAGAAGGUCGAUUUCGCAUCGCUCAAAUCAGAACUGCAGCUCAUUGAGAAGAAUGACCUGACACUGGUGAAAGGAGAGAACGAGAGAUUGAUGGCGGACGUUGAAAAGCUGAAGCAGCGACUGAGAGAAGAGGUAACGAGAACACAAGCGGGAGUCAGGCUGGAUCUGAAUCUGGAGAAAGGUCGUAUACGGGACGAAAAUUCCCAACAAGAGCUCAAGAUUCGAGAAGUCGACACUCGAAUAGAGUCUGAGAUUGCAGGUCUGCGCACUCAGAUCGAACAGAGCAAAAUCAGCAUUCUGCAAUACCUCAUUGGUAUCGGAACCGGUGUGGGAGCCAUGAUGUUGGCCUACGCAAGGAUUAUGAUGUGAUGGGUAUCUGUCUUUGUAUCGCCAAAUACGCUAUGUACACCUGUCGCGAAGCCCGUUGCAGUGUCCUUGAGGGUGAAAGUCGAGGAGAAGUCGAGAAGAAGUCGAGAAGAAAUCGAGAAGACGUCGAGAAGAAGUCGAGAAGAAGUUGAGGACAAGUCAGGAAGAAGUCGAGGACAAGUCAAGCGGGAGUCGAGAAGAAGUCGAGAAGAAGUUGAGGACAAGUCGAGCGGAAGACGAGAACAAGUCAAGGAGAAAUCGAAAAGAAGGCGCCCAUCUUCGCCAGGCAUGAACCGCAAGAG